Messenger RNA from Trichoderma reesei QM6a, 1384 nucleotides. It is a transcript of the gene chi18-7, whose product is annotated as glycoside hydrolase family 18, chitinase. Lineage: Eukaryota; Fungi; Ascomycota; Sordariomycetes; Hypocreales; Hypocreaceae. Gene Ontology annotation, molecular function: chitin binding; chitinase activity. The coding region runs from base 139 to 1332 and encodes 397 amino acids. Gene Ontology annotation, biological process: carbohydrate metabolic process; chitin catabolic process. The record is from RefSeq and is a predicted model, not a curated record. Gene Ontology annotation, cellular component: extracellular region. The transcript is spliced from 3 exons.
GCUCCUGCAGGGUAUCAGCAGGCAUUUCGUCAUACUAGAACCAUUACUACCAUCCCGAGAUACCUCGCUCUUUUCGCAGGUCUGGUCCUCAUCUUAUCACUCAUUCCAGUCAUUGAUUUUUCUUCAUCCCAAAUCACCAUGGCUAGCGACGGGUACCGCUCAGUUGCCUAUUUUGUCAACUGGGCCAUCUAUGCCAGAAAACACAGGCCGCAGGAUCUUCCCGUUGAGAAGUUGACGCACGUCCUCUAUGCAUUUGCCAAUGUCCGCCAAGAUACCGGUGAAGUACACAUGACAGAUGGCUGGGCAGACACGGAUAUUCACUGGGAGGGCGACUCGUGGAAUGACACGGGCAACAACAUGUACGGAUGCCUCAAGCAGCUGAACCUCCUCAAGAAGCGCAACCGCAACCUCAAGGUUCUGCUCUCCAUCGGCGGCUGGACCUACAGCGGCAACUUCAAGGGCCCGGCCAGUACUCAGCAGGGCCGUGAGACGUUUGCCAAAUCCAGUCUCGAGCUGCUUAAGAAUAUGGGCUUUGAUGGACUCGAUAUCGACUGGGAAUACCCUCAGAAUGCAGACGAGGCCAGAAACUUCGUCGAGCUGCUCGCCACCGUCCGCAGAGAGCUGGAUGCCUACUCAGCCACGCUGCCCAACUACAGCCACUUUGAGCUGACUGUUGCUUGUCCGGCGGGACCUACGCACUUCCAGAAACUCGAUGUUGCCGGCAUGGAUCAGUAUCUUGAUUUCUGGAACCUGAUGGCGUACGACUAUGCGGGAUCAUGGGACCAGACGAGUGGCCACCAGGCGAAUCUCCAUCCCUCUUACGAUAACCCUGCGUCUACGCCGUUCUCUACCGACGCAGCCAUUGACUACUACACCAGGAGCGGAGUGGCUCCCAGCAAGAUUGUGCUCGGCAUGCCCAUCUACGGCCGCGCUUUCGAAAAUACGGAUGGCCCGGGCAAGCCGUACAGUGGUAUUGGCGAGGGAUCGUGGGAGAAUGGCAUCUUCGACUACAAGGUGCUCCCUCUUCCGGGCUCUCAAGAGUUCUGGGAUGAAGCCAUCGGUGCAAGCUACUGCUACAACCCACAGACUAGGAAGCUUGUCUCAUACGACACUCCCUAUGCCGCAAGAGCCAAGGCUCGAUAUGUCAAGGAAUGGGGUCUCGGAGGCGGCAUGUGGUGGGAGAGCAGCGCGGACAAGGAGGGCCAUGAGAGCUUGAUUGGCAUUGUCGUCAAUGAAUUUGGAGGCCCAGGCGGAUUGCAGAGGAAGGAGAACUGCGUCGACUAUCCGCAGUCCAAGUAUGAUAACCUGAGGAACGGGUUUCCGAACAAUUGAGGCGGAUCAAGGACGCUUGAGCCGCUGCUAUUGAGAUAGUAUGACAGAUAUU